Molecule: messenger RNA, 1139 nt
Organism: Malus domestica (apple)
Lineage: Eukaryota; Viridiplantae; Streptophyta; Magnoliopsida; Rosales; Rosaceae
Source: RefSeq, a predicted model, not a curated record
CUCUCUCACAGCUACCCAACGCAGAAAAAGAACAUGAGUGCAUUUCGACAGUUCUUCAAGCGGCUGACUGGAGGCAAAGCAGGAGGUACCUCCGCUGCCGCCGUUGAACCAAAGGUGAAGGUGGAAUUCGACGUUUCUUCGUCCCACCCCAGACAUGUGGUCAAAUUUUUCAUCCAUCCAGAGGACGAAGAAAGUGUGAAGAAAAUGAUUGCUGCCAAGCCCCCUGGGAUUAUGGCUUGGCUUUCGAAUAUCAACCUCCUAGCCGGCAGUGCGGAUCUGUUGUGGAAGUCCGGAAAAACACUGUUAAAGGCGAAGGAGAGUAGCUUGAAGGAAGCGUUAAAGGGCGAAGGCUGUUGCUUCAGCAAGCAGAGUGAGCGGCGCAUCGUUUCCAUGUUUCACCAGUCGUGUGAGAACACCGCACGUCUUGCGUACCUGGAGCAGGUUGCAGAACAUUACGCAAAAUAUGGAGUCACCAAGGGGUCUCCUCCUCCUCCUGUCCGUCCUCUACCACCGUCGAAGCAGGAGGCAAAUGGCAACAACAACGGGAAAGGCAAUGGCAACGGGAAGGGGCAAGGGCAAGGGAAAGGCGAGGGCGACGGCAAUGGCAACGGAAAAGGCAACGGCAAUGGAAACGGAAAUGGGAAGGGGAACGGGAACGGAGGACCACCAGCCCUCCCUGAAAAUGACACCCUGCCGGAACCAUUCGAGUUGCCAUUUUAAAAGGAUCAUUUGGUGGAAGAGCAGAAUGAUGUGAAUAAGAUUUUGAACAUUCAGGCUAAGAAAGGAACAAAAGAGUUUUUUGAUAGUUUCUUUUAGUGAACGAGGCAGAUUUUGUCAGUAGGUUUUGUUGCUCGAUGAAUUUGGAUUGUAAAAAUUGGAAUGCUUUUUAGCUGGUUAACCAACAUAUGAAACCUCCAUCUUCGUUUGUGGGUAUUUUGAACAAAGACUGUCUUCCAUGUCCUCUUUAGGUGGGGGGAUUUUUUUGUAUAGGGAUUUGGGAUGACGCUGGUGACCUUUGUGGUGGUGUCUGUUCGUAUCCUGCUUCUCUUUAGUUAUGUUUCUGGGUGUGCUGGGCACUCCUCUGUUUGUUUCUUGGCCUUGGGCCUUGUUGGUUCUAUGAACAUAUGAAACCUAUCCUA